GAGAGAGAGUGAGAGAGAAAGAGAGAGAGAACAAGAUAGAUAUAGGAAGAAAGGGGAGGAAGGCAGAACGAGAGAGAGACAGAGAGAACGAGAGAGAGAGAGAGAGGAAGAGAGGGAGCUUUCUCUGGUGAGCUCUUUCUUCUCUUUUCUUUCACCACUUGUUUAGUGGGAGAGAGUGAAAGACAACAAGAGAAGAAGGGAGGUUUCAAAACUUGAGUAGCUUUAAUUUGGACUGUAGUAUUUCUCUUAGCAGAGUGGAGCUGACUGAUUCAGGUGAACGAGACUAUAUUUCUCUGUGUGGACCGUAUAGUACCGCUGGGCUAACCAUGUCAGAGAGCAUCAUUAGGAAGGUACAACCCUUCACCAUCGGAACCAGGCUCUCCGUCUCUGGACCUGCCACCAGGUCUAGAGGUCCAAACUUCCCCCAGCAGCCGUCCUGGCAGAGUGACCGGGUCUCCCUCUACCUCAGCCAGGUGCAGGUGAGUGUGGCUACUCCUCAUCUAGCUCCCCUCGCUAACCGGACCACCCCAACAUCGGUACCUGUCAAACAGCAGCAGGAGGACAUAUCUACCCAGGACCACCGAAACCAGAAUACCAUGUCUGUGUCUCCCAACUCCCACCGGAGCUCUGUCUCUCCUACCGCCACAUCCAGAUCCAUCAGGAAGAUCACCAUUUCUGGGAGCCCAGAGAAGGAGUACAGCUCCUGGAGGAAACAGGUGGAGUCAGACCACAGGGUGGUCAGUAUCGGACCAGGACCAGGACGACCCCCUGUCACAGGGAACCCCGGAUCAGAAAACAUCAUCAUCAACAACAACAACAGCAACAACAACAUCAGCAGCUCCAAGCAACAGCUGCCCAGAAUAGUGGGAGUCAGCUGUGAGAACAAACCCAGCUCACAUUUUAAGACAGUGCAGCUCCUCCAGGCCUUGGGUAGUAUAGAAGCCUGGUUGGAGGCAGCAGAGCUGUCCAUGUCAAACUCCCAGCUGGCAGGAGACCCAGAGGCCAUGAGGCUGGCUGAGAAAGACAGCUGCUUACUCCAGACAGAGAUGUCCUGCCGGGGAAUGGAGCUAACAGCACUCAGACAGGAGAUGGACAGGCUGGGUGGUCAGCGGGAGGGUCAGUGCCCAGGAUACUCCAACACUGAGGGCCUCCAGGUGCCACAACACCACACACAAGUCCUCCCAGAUCGUAUGGACCAGGUGGAGAGAAAGUACCAACGUGUCCAGAUUGCGUUGACUCAGCAGAGUUCGUCGCUGCAGGACACCAGGAUGCUGACAGAGUUUUUGGAGAGGGUGGAGCUAGAGGAGAGGGUGGAGCUAGAGGAGACCCAAGAGGCCAGGGGGAGGGGCUACAGCAGUAACCUUGGACAGCCUCUCCACAGUGAGAUCAGCUCAGCUCUUACCCUGCUGGGUGAUGGGGGUGGGGAGCCCCUGAUGGAGCCGCUGGGAAACCCUGUAGAGGAGCUGCGGGAGGCAGUGGAGAUGUUGAAUGACACGGUCAGAGAGAGAGGACGAUCACAGAAUCACAUCCAUGAUCAAGCCAUCCAGACUAUGAUCCGACAGCUGGCUGUGCUGUUAGUGCGUGUGGAGGACAGUCUGUGCUGCAGUAGAGAGCUGAACCUGGACCUCCUGCAGAGAGAGAAAGACAUGGCCAUGCGCUGUGAACCAGAACGCAGUGGACUAGAGGGACUAAAGGAACAGCAAGACACCCUAGAGGUUAAUUAUGCUGUACUGAAGGAAGAGGUGGAGGAGCUCCAGAGACAGACCGGUUAUCUGGAGGAGCUAUGCCCAGAGAGAGUGACCUUCCUGGGGGUGGAGGUGCAGGGAGCCCUGGGGGUUUGGAGGGAAUUAAGGAGGAACUUAGAGGAGAACAGAGACAGAUUACGACAGUUUGUUGACCUGCAGGACUUCUUCAGGACCUACCUGGCCAUGAUAUCGUGGAUGGAGGACACCCGGGAGUAUAUUUUCUCUGAGAGAGUGUUGCAUUGUGGGAGGGACGACCAGGAGCCAAUGGUUGCGGAGAUGGAGAUGGAUGUCCAGAUAGACAGGAAGUUGGAGGAGUUUGAGGAGCUGGAUGCUGCAGGGAGAAACCUGCUGAAUGCUGAGCACCACCUGGCCAACAUGAUCAAUGAGCGUCUGGAAGAGUUGAGGUCCAUGCUGGGAUGGAUGCUGGUCCACUGGAGAGACCAGAAACACCAGAGGAGUCAACGCAGGAAUAACAAGACUGAAGCUAAUGAAGAUAUUAUCUACUCUGAGCCCCCAACAGAGCAAACUACUGGAGAUAAUAUCUACACCAACACAGAGCCCAUCACUGAGAACUACUCUGAGACAGCAGAGCAGAUCACAGAAGAUAACAUCUACACAACCACUGUACCAGAGUCCACUAGAGAUAAUAUCUACUCAGAGACCACAGUAGAGCCCACUAGAGAUAAUAUCUACUCAGAGACCACAGUAGAGCCCACUAGAGAUAAUAUCUACUCAGAGACCACAGUAGAGCCCACUAGAGAUAAUAUCUACUCAGAGACCACAGCAGAGUCCACUAGAGAUAAUAUCUACUCAGAGACCACAGUAGAGCCCACUAGAGAUAAUAUCUACUCAGAGACCACAGUAGAGUCCACUAGAGAUAAUAUCUACUCAGAGACCACAGUAGAGCCCACUAGAGAUAAUAUCUACUCAGAGACCACAGUAGAGUCCACUAGAGAUAAUAUCUACUCAGAGACCACAGUAGAGCCCACUAGAGAUAAUAUCUACUCAGAGACCACAGUAGAGCCCACUAGAGAUAAUAUCUACUCAGAGACCACAGCAGCAGAUAUCUACACAGAUGCUACAGCCUGCCCCACCCACAGUACCCCUGCUCAGCCAGAGACCCACUUUACCCCUGCACUGAGUGUCUUUGAGGACAGAUUGAGGACAAUAGACAGUCUGUACUGUCCCGCAACAGACCAGCAAAGUUGGGAGGACCAAGAGGGUGGCUACCAGGUGAUGAAAAGCAACACACAUCCUACAGUGGGCAGUGGUCUCACCUCUCCUCCAGAGACCCACCAAUCCCCCUGCCUGGUCUUAAAAGAGCCCAGCAGCCCAGCCCUCUGCCUGGGGGGCACCAUAAGCCUAGGGGGCACCUCAGUCAACAGCAGCCCUAGGGUUAGCUUGGUGGGCCAGGGGGUUAGCCUGGGGGACCAGGGGGGAAUGGUCUGCCUAUGGGGCACCGUCAAGAACAGCCCUACCCUCAGCCUUGGAGGCAGUGUGGAUCUGGGGGGUACUGUCAAUCUCAUCCUCAGCUUGGGGAACCAAGGAGACAGCCAUGUGGAGGUGUUGGAGGCUAAUCCUAGGGUGGGUGAGGAGGAGAAGAGCACAGAGCCUGUCCACAGGGUCCCAUCAAUGAGCCUGCUGUCUGUCCACAUGGGUCUGGACAGAGACAAUCAGCAAGCUUCAAGUUGUGGCACUCUGGAGGGUGUCAUGGAAAAGCAGGGAGAGAGUCUGGCCACAUGGGGGAGAUGUGGCACUAUGGUGAGAGACCAGGAGCAGCAGGGACAAAGUCUGGCCACAUGGGGGAGAUGUGGCACUAUGGUGAGAGACCAGGAGCAGCAGGGACAAAGUCUGGCCGCAGGGGGGAGAUGUGGCACUAUGAAUGGGAGUGGGUCUGAGCUGCAGACGAUGGAGGGAACCCUGGAGAGGAAACACAAGCUGCAGGUGGGAGGAAAGAAGGCCAGGUCUCGAGCAUGGAGCUCCCAUCAUGCAGUGCUUUACAAACAGACACUCUGCUUCUACCAAGACAGCAAGGACACACUGAGGAACUGUGUGUGUGUCCUGUCUCUAACCCUGACGGGAGCAGAGUGUGUCUCAGCCCCGGAGAACACUAAGAAACCGCAGUGUUUCAGUCUGCGCUUAAGAGACGGCUCUGAGUACCUCCUCAACACAGCAACCCGAUUCAUGAUGAAGAAAUGGAUGCUGAAAAUACAAGCCAACACUGUGCCCAGUGAGCAUGUCUCCUCCAUGACGUCACCCAGCGACCCCUUGGUUCAGGACCCCCCUGUCCACUUCACCACCUCUUUUCUCUCACCAAGUACCCACACAGGGACGGCCAGAGCCAAGGAGAGAGUGGUCCUGACCCGAGAGACUCACCGUCAGAUCCCAGAGAAACAGCAGGACCCAACAUCCGCAUCACGUACAGGUCCUCGUGAAGAUAGCUAUGACUCCGUGAGACAGAAAUUGUGUGGUAGUUCCAGAGAGAACAGUCCUUCCUCCUCUUCCAUCCCUCCAUUCUCCCUCCACUCCUCCAUCUCCCCUCCUUUCUCCUCUGUCUAUAGAGGUGGUCAGGACCGGCUCAGUCAAGUGAACAAGUUUCAGUCAUUUACCUCAGCAAGGUACCAGAAGAUUAAACCAGCGUUGCUGCCCCCAGGAGGCCGAGGCCAGGACUACGGAUCAGUGGGCCGGGGUCUGGGCUGUGGGUCAAACUACUCAGUGACUCUGAUUAUAGGAAACAAGCAGUCUGCAGCUUCUCCCACUCUCAGUUGUGAUGGUAGUGGUCCAUCUAUCACCGGUCACACUGACCCACAGCGCCCCCUGCUGGAUGGAUGGCAGCACCACUCACAUCACCAGGACUCUACUUCAAGAAGGCAGCGUCACCAGCACCAAGCUAUGUACCACCACGACCAGGAACCAUCUCUGAGGGCCUGCACCAGUCUGCCUCCGCCACGCAAGAAGUCUGUCUUCAACAAGUUCUUUGGGAAGAAAGACUGAAGCUGUUAUCAAUCAAUCACAUAUUUCUCGUACUUUUCUUUUGGUAUUUUCUUUUCAAACUGCAUCAUUGUCGGUUAAGGGCUUGUUAGUAAGCAUUUCAAUGUUGUAUUUGGCGCAUGUGACAAAUAAAAUUUGAUUUGAUAUUUA
Messenger RNA from Salmo salar (Atlantic salmon), 4886 nucleotides. The record is from RefSeq and is a predicted model, not a curated record. Lineage: Eukaryota; Metazoa; Chordata; Actinopteri; Salmoniformes; Salmonidae.